Populus euphratica (Euphrates poplar) is the source of this 1432-nucleotide messenger RNA. Its product is annotated as auxin-responsive protein IAA27-like. Lineage: Eukaryota; Viridiplantae; Streptophyta; Magnoliopsida; Malpighiales; Salicaceae. Gene Ontology annotation, biological process: regulation of DNA-templated transcription. Gene Ontology annotation, cellular component: nucleus. Bases 105 to 1148 code for a protein of 347 amino acids. The record is from RefSeq and is a predicted model, not a curated record. The transcript has 5 exons.
UGUUCUCUCUCUCUCUGAAACCAUUCUGUUCUCUGCUUCUUGUUCAUAAACUUCUCAUGCUUCUUUUGUGGUCUGUAUUUUCACUACUUCUGUGACCAACUUUGAUGUAUUCUAUACCAAAGGAACAUGACUACAUAGGCUUCUCAGAGACUCCUUCAAUGGAAAAUAUCUCUGAAAAGCUUUCCUCUUCCUCUACUUCCUCCUCUACUCUCUCAACUGAAGAGAAAAACAACAGCAGCAACAACAAAAAUAACAAUACUUCUCUCAACUUGAAAGAAACUGAGCUUAGGCUUGGCUUGCCAGGGUCUAAGUCUCCAGAGAGAAAACCAACAGUACCUGCAGCUGGGGUGUCUCUUGUUGGAAAAGAUAUUGACACCAACAACACUAAUGCUUAUUCUCUUAUCCCAGCAAAGAAUCUAGUGUCAGGAGCCAAGAGAGUUUUCUCAGAUGCCAUUGAUGGGUCUACUGGGAAAUGGGUUUUCUCUGGUGGUAAUGGAUCUGAGGUUGAUUUGAGUAAAGGAGCUGUUCUGUUCUCUCCCAGAGGCGAUAAUGGUAACCCCCAGAAAUCUCGGGUAGCAGGACCUGCGAAGAAAGAUGUUGCUCAAUCUCAAAAGCCAGUUCAAGAGAAAAACAGCCAAGUGACUGCUGCAAAUGAGAAUAGCAGUGCUCCUGCUGCAAAGACACAGGUGGUAGGAUGGCCACCAAUUCGCUCAUUCCGGAAGAACACCAUGGCCUCUAGUUUGGUGAAGAACAAUGAAGAUGUCGACGGCAAAUCAGGAUAUGGUUACCUGUAUGUAAAGGUUAGCAUGGAUGGUGCUCCAUACCUUAGGAAGGUUGACCUUAAAACUUACGGCAAUUAUGUGGAGCUCUCAUCUGCUCUUGAGAAAAUGUUUGGCUGCUUCACCAUUGGACAAUGUGGUUCUCAUGGGCUUCCAGCGCGAGAUGGCCUAACUGAGAGUUGUUUGAAGGAUCUACAUGGUUCUGAAUAUGUUCUCACAUAUGAAGACAAGGAUGGUGAUUGGAUGCUGGUUGGUGAUGUUCCUUGGGACAUGUUUACCGACUCAUGCAGGAGAUUGAGGAUCAUGAAAGGUUCAGAAGCAAUUGGACUUGCCCCAAGGGCCAUGGAGAAAUGCAAGAACCGUAAUUAAUGUGAAGUGAUGAAGCUUCGGAAGGAUGUUUUCUAGAUUUUAAGAAAGCCUUAUGGUGUGUUCAGGUGAUGAGCGCUUCGCUCAUGAAGCAUAUGUUUGGAGAGUUUAUAAGAUCGUAGUAUUUAGUGAAUGAAAAAAAAAAUGAGAACUUUUUACUAGAUUGGAUGUCAUUGAGCAUGCAUCCAAGUUAUUUUAAGCUUGUUUAGCUUCCUUGUUUCCUCUUAGCUUUUCUUUUUCCAAGUGUACUUUAAUGUGUAAAUGAAUGGAUUGCUUGUGGGUAACAA